Molecule: messenger RNA, 7309 nt
Organism: Thamnophis sirtalis
Lineage: Eukaryota; Metazoa; Chordata; Lepidosauria; Squamata; Natricidae
Source: RefSeq, a predicted model, not a curated record
AGCUCCUGCUGGGCCACAACAAGUGAUUAUCUGAAGGAUCCCUGGAUUUAGUGCGCAGUUGGUGCACCAGAUUGAAUUGUUUGGAGUCCUUCAUGACCACAUGUGAUUUCUGCAUGCUCUUUAAGCAGGAGCUGUUCCUCCCCAUCCAAAUUUACACAGCUUCCAUGCACUUUGGACCAAACUGUGACAGUCUUGGGUGGCUGGCCUGAGAUCAAAGAUUUAAUUGGGUAUCAUUUAUUUUUCCAGUGUUACGUUCAUAUCAAAAAUGGUGUGAAAUAGAAUGGUUUAAAAACUAGUGACUGAUCAAAAGUUAGCUUAUCUAGCUUAAUGUGAACUUGAAUCUAGGUCUCUGCCUAGCACUUUAGUCUAUUCAUGUACUGGUUCUUAAUAUUUCUUUCGGGGACAAAAGUUAACAAAUUGCUAGACAAUGUUUUAUUUGCCACUGAAUAGAUACAAUAAUAUGCAAGUAAUCUUUCUUAAAAACCACUUAGGAACUCCUGUAAAAACAUUUUUGUACUGAAAUAACUUAUUUCUUCUUGACAGAAGAGUAGCAGCUCAGAAUCAUUGAGUGACAAAGGUUCUACUGAAUUGAAGAAAAGUUUUGAUGCAGUAGUUUUUGAUGUUCUGAAAGUUACACCUGAAGAAUAUGCAGGCCAGAUUACGCUCAUGGAUAUUCCUGUAUUUAAAGCUAUUCAACCAGAGGAACUGUCAAGUUGUGGUUGGAAUAAAAAGGAAAAAUAUAGUUCAGCACCAAACGCCGUUGCUUUUACAAGAAGAUUCAACCAUGUAAGCUUUUGGGUAGUUAGAGAGAUUCUUCAUGCACAGACGUUGAAAAUAAGAGCUGAAGUCCUAAGCCACUAUAUCAAAACUGCUAAGAAACUUUAUGAACUAAAUAAUUUACAUGCUCUUAUGGCUGUGAUUUCUGGAUUGCAAAGUGCCCCCAUCUUCAGGUUGACUAAAACAUGGGCGUUACUGAGCCGAAAAGACAAAGCUUCAUUUGACAAGCUGGAAUACAUAAUGAGCAAAGAAGACAAUUAUAAAAGACUUCGAGAUUAUAUUAGUAGCUUGAAGAUGACUCCUUGUAUUCCUUAUUUCGGUAUUUAUCUCUCAGACUUGACAUAUAUUGACUCAGCAUAUCCAUCAACAGGAAGUAUUCUGGAAAAUGAGCAGAGAUCAAAUUUAAUGAAUAAUAUUCUUAGAAUAAUUUCAGACUUACAGCAAUCUUGUGAAUAUGAUAUUCCUGUGUUGCCUCAUGUUCAAAAGUACCUGAAUUCUGUUCAGUAUAUAGAGGAACUUCAGAAGUUUGUGGAAGAUGAUAAUUAUAAACUUUCAUUAAAAAUAGAACCUGGGACCAGUACCCCACGUGCCACUGCAUCUCGUGAAGAUUUAGUUGGCCCUGAAGUGGGUGUUUCUCCCCAAACAGUGCGAAAGAAUGCUACUGGGGAAGGAGCAUUGCUACCACCAACUCCUCCAUCGCCUAGAAACCUGAUGCCUCAUGGGCAUAGAAAAUGUCACAGUUUGGGAUACAAUUUCAUUCAUAAAAUGAACACAGCAGAAUUUAAAAGUGCAACAUUCCCAAAUGCAGGACCAAGGCAUCUUUUAGAUGAUAGUGUCAUGGAACCGCAUGCUCCAUUACGGGGACAGGCAGAGAGCUCCACCCUUUCCAGCGGAAUUUCAAUAGGUAGCAGUGAUGGUUCAGAGCUUAGUGAAGAAACUUCUUGGCCAGCAUUUGAAAGGAACAGAUUAUACCAUUCUCUUGGUCCGGUGACAAGACUAGCACGAAAUGGCUAUUGGAGCCACAUGAAGGGCAGCAGUUCUGCAGAAUCUGAAGAUUUAGCUGUUCAUUUAUAUCCAGGAGCUGUUACUAUUCAAGGGGUUCUUAGAAGAAAAACUUUGUUGAAAGAAGGGAAGAAACCAACAGUAGCUUCUUGGACCAAAUACUGGGUGGCUUUAUCUGGAACACAGCUUUUCUACUACGCUGCAAAGUCUUUGAAGGCUACAGAGAGAAAACAUUUCAAAUCUACACCAAGUAAGAGUGUGUCAGUAGUGGGUUGGAUGGUUAUGAUGGCUGAUGAUCCCGAUCAUCCGGAUCUUUUCCUACUCACAGAUUCUGAAAAAGGGAAUUCAUACAAGUUUCAAGCUGGUAAUAGAAUGAAUGCAAUGCUGUGGUUCAAGCAUCUAAGUGCUGCCUGCCAGAGCAACAGACAACAGGUUCCUGCCAAUUUAAUGACUUUUGAGUGACCAGCUACUGCAGAAUUUGAUCCAUCCACUUUUGAAUUGCUAUUUCACGGUUUGAGAAGUCCUGCUGAAGGCAUGCCAGCUCUACUUCUGACUAGGAAGUAAACGAAAGUUCUGAAUGAAAGCACUAAAGAUUUCAGGGAAUGGAAUGUGACAUGAACUACCAUAAGGCUUUGCUGCUACUCAAUAUUCUCUGAACUGACUUGUGGAAACCACUGCCUUAAAGAAUGAAAGGUUAUCCAACAUGAAACACCAAAUUUGUGUGUGUGUGUGUUUGUGUGUGUGUGUACGUAUAUGUGUGUAAAACCUCUGACGGUGCUGUGCUUAGGUUAAGUAGGUUGUAGCUAGUUUGUGUUUGUGUUUACUUUGUUACAUUUUACUUUUCAAGCCCUGCUUUUUGCAGCUUUUCUCGUUGUAAAAAGGAGUACAUCUGAAACUUAAAGGGUGUUUCAAGGGGUGUUUGUGCAAGGGCAUAGCCUGUGUUUUCUUGAAAAAAAUAUGCAGCUUAUAUCUGUGUCCCCCGGUAUUAGCUCUUGUGCUCAGCUAAUUGGGGACAGGGUAUAAUUAGUUUAGCUUAGAAUGUAACAACUGUAACAUAUGCAAAAUUUAUCUUCUUUUUAUAAAGCACUGACUUUGCAGAAUUUGAUACUACAUGAGGUUUUUCCUUUCUGCAAGUGAUACAACAGCCAAUAUAUUCAUUCUUUUUUUUGAGAGAGAGAGAGAAAGAUCUUGGUUGUCAGUUUCAAGGAAGCUCUGGGAAACAUCAGGAAGUCAGAACUGAGAAUUUAAUCUCAACAUAUUUUCAGACAAAACACCCUCAUUUCUCCUUUACAUAUAUUUUUUACUUACACAUUGUAUGCUUUUUCACAAGCACAUUUACCCCUGAAAAUCUUUAUUACUGCCUACUAAAUAUUGUUUUACAGAUGAAAACCUUAUAUUUUCCUUUCUGUAGAAGCACAUGAUUGGGAUUAGAAGUUUUUCUAUUUCUUUUAUGUCAGAGCUGGAAACCGUAUCUCUGAAGCAUAAAUUUAUUUGUGUAUAAUUUGCAAAAGUCAGCUCUUACAUAAUCAGAAAAAUCUGCAAGUAAAAAGAUAAGCCACUGGUGGGAUUAAUUACAAAUAGGUUUAGUGUAAGAAAAGAUAGGUUGCCAUUUCACAUAUUUCCUUUAAAAAACAGCCUAUCCACACGUGAGAUAAUUUGUAAAGAAACUCACGCUCUGAAAAAUUUGUCUGUGUAACUAUGAUAGCAUGAUACUUUGAACUAGACAAUUUCAUAGCCUUCACAUGGUAAUAAUUUUGAUCACAAGAAAACAAGGUCAGUUGAAAUCAACUCAGUCAGUGCUAUAGUCCAGUUAAGAAUAUGAAUAUAUAUAUAGCUGUCCACAGAAGGAAAUAAUAAGGCUGAUAUAAUAUUUUCAUGCAAAGUACAAUGAAAAAAAAUGGGGACAUUAAAAUUAUCCACUUUUAAAAUGUCUUUCUGUUGUUCCUGCCAUAAAGUUCACAAUAUACUUAAAUUUUGGAUUUUUUGGGAAUUAAUACUCAGUUCUGACCUUCUGGUGGUAUUUGUUAUAAAAGGAGACCUGCAUGUUUUUACUUGCUUAGUUUACACAUCUGCCAAUAAAAUGACAUAGGAUGUUUCGUGGGAACAUCUUUCUAGCCAGCAGUAUUACUAUAUAGAGUUUGCACAAUUUAAUUUCCACUUUUCAGAGUUUAAAAAAAGCAUCCCAUUUUUUAAUGUUGGGGAGUGGAAUCCUGUGGAAUUUGUUUUGUUAUAAAAAAAGUGCGGAAGAAAAAGAAAUGUGUAGAUAGAUUUAUCGAAUUGAUCACCUCCCUUAUGAGUAGAAAGAUGCAACUGCAGACUACAGCUUAAUUAGGCACAAAGUUUUGAAAGAUAAAAGGUCGACUCGUGCCAGUUUUUCUCAUGAUGUCUGAUAUAGUUAGUUUUGGCAUGUUCAGUGAGUACUUUUGAACAUUUACAAUAUUUGAUUCAGAUCAUAGAACAUCAUACAUAUUUUCUGAGAUGCAUCAUUUUUGAAGCUUAUGUAACAUUUUCACAAUUAUUUCAUUACAUCAAAAUGUUUCUCAAAAGAAAAUGGAUGGUUUGGAGAAGGAACACACACAAAAGGGAUCACAUGGAUCAGUUCAAAACCAGGUUGGAAACUUGUUUUUGCCCAAUAGAUUACCCAAAACAGCAAAAGUAGUAAAAUUUUCAACUUCUGUUUAAAAACUUUACUUAGCGUAUUUCCUAUAAAUAGCAAAUAGGGAUAUUAUACUUUUACGGCUUUUGGCUUUCUCAUAAACAUUUUGCAGUUUUUGUAUUUAUUUGUUCUGAUUUAAUCUAUUUGAAAAAAUAUUUCAAACCUUGAACCAUUCCAGAUUUCAUAGUAGUUUUAAAGGUUGCACUUGUAAAAAGAUCUAUUUAAUUUCUAACAAUUUGCUUCAUUCAUCAGUUAAAUCUCAGUAAUGUAAAAUUUUACAGUUAAUACUAUUAAUAAUAUCCUUUAAUAAUAAUUUAAAAUAUGCAUCAGAAAAUCUAAAUGCUGUUUGAAUAUGAAUGAAGCAUUUUGCUUGAUAGUACAAGUUUCUUCUAAGUAAUUGAGCUAAAUACAUAGAUGCUAAUACUAUCAGGGAUGGUUUUUAUAAUAAUUAAUAGAAAAUAGAACGAGUUCCAUUUUUACUAUAACAAAAAACACUGGAUUUUUGGUAUAAAAAGACACAUUUCACUAAAAUAUAUUUUAAUAUUUCAUCUAAAAACAAAUCAAGUUGCAAGAAAUGUUUAAUUCUAAAAGGUAAGAUCUGUUACAAGAAACACUAAUCUGGUUGGUACAAAUGUAGAAUGCCUUAUAUGUCUUCAUUUCAUACAUGCACGUAUGCACACACACACACACAGAGUGCUUCUUCAUCUUGCAUACUGUAAAUGAAGAAUCCAUAUUACAUAUGCCCAACUGAGCCUCAGUUAAUCAACUUUCUAAUUUCCUCUCAUUUUUAUAAAAUGCAGGGGUCAUGGGUUCCGAGUAUCUCAGUACUCGUUAUCCUGAAAAGUUGAUGGCCGUUUCCCAGAUUUCAUUUAGCCCACGUGAAGCUGGUUGAAUAAUACUGUCGGACUACUUUGUCAAAUCUCAGCCAAGAAGAUUUUCCUUGUAAUGAAAUUGUAACUUGCACUGUUUCACGCACAAAUGAUCCACACACACUUUUCUAUAUACAUUGAAGACAUGGAUGAAGCUGCUUUUCAGAACACAUUAGACGAAAUGAAAAACUUUGUUUCAGCUAUUUAUCUAGAUUGUAUUUGAAUCAUAGAACAUUUACUCUAGAUAUUGUUUUAGACAUACUAUUUUCAAAUAAUGUUAAGUGAGAUUUUUGGAUUUCUUUUGUGGCAUAUUGCUGUACCUUUGUGUCAGAUCAACCAAAUAUGUUGCAAAUUAGAUGUCCUUGUAAUGCAAGCAUCAAGUGGCUCAAGUUGCAUCUUUCUUCCUCAUAUUUUUGUGCGUAUUGCUUUUUUCAGUUGUUAGUAUUCUUAAAUCUUAAUGUUCUAAUUUGGAAUCUUAUAUUCUAUGAAAACUUGAAGACACUAAAAUUUGAAUCAUUUUUUACUUUCUCUGAAAAGUCUAUCUGCCUAAUUUUGGGGAGUUUUGAGUCACUCUCUUUUCCCAUUUAAAAUGGCCUGUAUUCAACCUUAAAAUUUACAUUUAGAAAUAAGACAGAAACAGAAUAUUCAUUCAGAGGAGUGUAACAUUUCCUGCUCAUCAUGAGAUGAGCAUUUUAUAUCUGUAUAAGAUUUUUGCCAGUGCCUUACUUACCAGUUUGAAAGACCAAGGUGGCAAUCCACCAAGUAUUAUUUCUAUGCAUUCCACUACUCAUGUAAAUUGGGCUUUGCAGAAACUCCAAUUGAAUAACUGGAAUUGUUCAGCCAGUAGAAAAGCUUACUUUUUCUCAGCUUAUUUCUGUUUUGAAAGUCAAGCUUUAUGUUUAGUAGACCCAGUAAAAAAAAACACCUCUUAAUUUGAAUACGUUUCAGUUCAUUGGUUUUAUACAAGGAAUUUUUGUGAGCCAGUUCACACCAGGACUAGGCAAUAGAUGCCUCAAGUAUUCCUUCAGACCCUCCUCUUUCACCAUCACCACCAAUGCAAGAUCUUGCCCUAGAAGUGCAAGUUUCACUGAAUCAUUUAAAUUAAUUUUGUAUAAAUCCAUUUUGAAACUGCAAGAUAGAAACCAGUUUUUUAAGAACCAGUUACACAUGAGGAGUUAAUACGUAUAUUUCUUUCUAAACUGUACAAUAUCUGAAUUUUGAGAAAUAAAACUUCAGCAAGAAUAAGAAAUUCUGAAGGCCAUGACUAUUAGCUCUCUAAGUUAAUUUUUCCACAUAUAUGAUAGAGGAGAAUUGAACAACAGGAUUUAUAAUUGAAUGCAACUUAAAUAGCAAGAGUUAAGUCUUUUGCAAGGAUACUGGACCAUGCAGAGACUGUAGUGAAGAGUGUGAAAGUAUAUUACAGUCUAAGGUUUUUCACAACUUUCUGAAACAAAGCUGCAGACAUAUCAACAUGUUUCUUGAGUUCGGGUGUCAUUGAAAAUCUAAAAUGAAAUGUGUGCGAAGCCCCUUCUUUGCAGUGGACAAAUCGGCACCUUCUUUCCCUGAAAAAAAUAUUUAUUUUUAUUACUAAUUAAUGGGCUUACUUUACCAUAAACGUAUUAGAAGAUAUGUGGAAAAGGGGGAUUUUAGUGAAAUCUUGUCUUUUUGUAUCCCUUAACAAUAACAUAAUUUAUAGUUAUUCACAUACCUUAAGAACUUCACAUAUGUAAAAACAUGCAAAGUCUACUUUAUGCUACACACUGCUACACAAGCCAUUUUAGUAUAUUUUCCUCCAUUUGACCUCAAGCACUAUUUUGAUGGAGGUAAAAUGCACUAUGACCUCUACGAGUGAUGUGCAGUUUAGCUGUUCCUUGUCCUUUUUUCUUAGUUUUUAAAAAUACUUUACCACGUGUGUAUGUUUGAACUGUGUGUUUGCAUAAGCUGUUUCAAGAUAGCUUAAUGUAUGAACUUCAAAUGGAUUUUUUUCCUACUGAAAUAAAUUACU